Tachysurus vachellii is the source of this 2185-nucleotide messenger RNA. RefSeq lists its product as uncharacterized. The record is from RefSeq and is a predicted model, not a curated record. Bases 425 to 1708 code for a protein of 427 amino acids. Lineage: Eukaryota; Metazoa; Chordata; Actinopteri; Siluriformes; Bagridae. The transcript has 8 exons. Gene Ontology annotation, molecular function: protein binding. Gene Ontology annotation, cellular component: cytoplasm.
GGUUAAUUCCACGUUUAAGUAAAGCAGUUGUUGACCAUGCAGAAGAUACAGAGCUGGUGAGAGCUUUAUUUGCUGCUAUGGACUUCGUCCUCAUUAUAGAGUGGGUUGUAACUACUCGUGAGUGCAGGGCUGUGAGGAAAUUACUCAAUCUCUCAGACUUCAGACUCAAACUCACUCUGAAACCACAAGCCAUCUCUCUCAGAGGGGCCAGACUUCUCCUCAGACACAUCACACACCUAAAGAAACUCUGCCUGAGUGAGCGUGUGGUAGUGAGGAUGGCUGGAGCAGUGAGAGCCGGUGGGUCAUUCAGGAGCUCUGUCUGGACUUUAACAUCAUAAACCCAAAGAUCUUCAGAUUUCUGAGCAGUUUGUCGUCCCUCCUGAACCUCUGGACUGUUCACUAUGUGAACCUCACUGAGUGCAGGAUGGAGGCUCACUCUCUCCUCAGCCUCAUGUGUCAUCCUGGCCUUUUAAAGAUCAGAUUAUCGAAAUCGACUCUCCGGCAGUUUACUGAUCUGCUGUAUGAGGCUCAAGAUUGGGAACUGACUCGCUGUUUCCUGGAGAAGGUGGGAGGAGAACUGACUUCCUGUUCUCUCAGCUGGGAGAAGCUUAUCUAUUUUCUCCAGCCGCGAGUUUGCUGCAUUAGUGUGAACAUCAGAAAGAACAAAAUCACUAAUAAACACACCAAAGAGAUUCUUCCUCUACUGUCUGAAAUUCAGUUUAAACGAUUGAACCCCGGUGAUCUGCUGUCAAUCAUCAGAGAGAUCUAUGAGACUGACUCUGCUCACUAUGUGUCCAGUCUUUUAAAGUCAACACACAACUGUAUUAACCUGAACAAUACACAUCUGGACUCAUACCACUGUACUGCCCUGUGCUUCACCCUCCAACACUGUACAUCUGUCUCUCUGAGCCUGAUGUGGACCUCCAUACCAGACGGGGGGCUGGUGAAGAUUCUACCUCUGUUCAACAGACUUUCUCAGCUCAGUGUUGACAGGUUUCUGUUGCUCAAGUUACUCCACUGUUGCAGUAUCUCUGAGCUCCAACAGGGGGCAGCAGCAGCUGUUUUCUCUGCUCUGCAGAACAGACUGGAUUUCUCCUACAGCAGUGGUUUGGAUCUGAGCACAGAAACACAGGAUAAAACUCUGCAUCUGAGCACUGAGGACUGCAGAGACAUCAGCACUGCCAUCCAGAAAUCCCAGCAACUUACAGAGCUCAUUCUAGAGGACUGUGAGCUGGAGGACACUGGAGUUGACGUGUUCUUACUCAUUCUACAUACUGUGACACUACGCUGUAGUAAAUCUUUGUUGCUCCGGUUCCUGGCUCUUCUUCGUGUGGUCAAUCAGUCAGACUGUGUGAUGAAUGCUAUGUCCCUCUCAAAGGCUCUGAAUGGAGAUAUGGACCUCAGCGAGGCCCCUCUGGAUCUCCAUGCAUGUAGAUCAUUAGCAUUGUUUCUGGAGUUUUCUGAAGGUCUGUCAGAACUGGACCUCAGUCACUGCAAGCUCACUGAUCAGGGCCUGGAGCUUCUGUUACCACAUCUGCAUAAAGUGGAGGUCCUGGACUUGAGUCACAAUGACAUAGAUGAUUGUUUAGCAGGAAGAAUCUACACAGCUGUUUCCACUAGCAGCAACAUACAGACAGUUCGACUCUUCAACAACAGAAUUACUGAUAAGGAACCUUUCCAAAAAGACAAGCGCUUCGAGAUCUGGUGAUGACUGUGGACCCAUGUCCUGUUUUCAUCCUAAACAUUAUAAGGAACAAGAAUGCACGUUUAUGAGGUUUGGCAGAUGCACUGAUGCGACUUACUGUAUGUUUGAAGUCGUGAUGCAUGAACACAUCAAUUCUGGUCCACUAGAUCAUGGACUAAGUUUUCAUUUCUCACUGAUGGUGUAGUGUUUGGGUUUUUUUUAAAAAAGAAUUGUGCUGUUUAAAGAAUUGUGCUAAACGUUAUACUGUGUUUGAUUUGUGUAUGUGGCAAAUAGAAUUUUAAUAGAACAUUUCACUAUUUUUCCUAUUAUUUAUGCAUUGGUACUUUUGUAAUUUAUGUCUGAACAAUUCUCUUUUAUUUCAUGGCUUGUUAACAUGGUUUAUUAAAUGUUUUUUUCAUGUUAGCAUUUGGAAUGACAUGAAAAGGGUACAUGUUUUAUGCUUUCUGAUUGCUAAGGACAUUCUUUCUGUUACAAUGAACA